Messenger RNA from Uranotaenia lowii, 767 nucleotides. RefSeq lists its product as uncharacterized. NCBI's taxonomy places the organism in Eukaryota, Metazoa, Arthropoda, Insecta, Diptera, Culicidae. The transcript is spliced from 3 exons. The coding region runs from base 170 to 664 and encodes 164 amino acids. The record is from RefSeq and is a predicted model, not a curated record.
AUCGAUAUUUGGCGAAAUUUUUGUUGAUGCUAGAUUGAAUAAUUUAGUAUACAAGUUAAAGCUUAUAAUUUUGGAAAGUGACAUUGACUUUACUCCCUUACUUGGACGAGACUGGUUGGAGCUAUUCUUUCCUGAUUGGAGAGCUAAUUUUAUCCCUUGCAAAACGAUCAUGGCUUUGAAAGCGGACAGCAAUUUGGAAAACACUAUAAGGUAUAAAGCGGAUCUUACAUUCAAAAGUGACCAUCCAAUUUUCAAACGGGCGUAUGAGGUUCCUUUCAAAAUAAGAGACCAGUUCAUAACCCAUUUGGACAUGUUGGAGAGCCAAGGCGUAAUAUCACCAGUUAAGGCAAGCGAGUGGGCCUCUCCGGUAAUAGCGGUUCUCAAGAAGGACAAUGAUAUAAGAAUGAUAUCCAUUGUAAGUCACGUUCUCACGGCCCACAAACAUCAACUCAAAAUGGCGCAUCUUCCUGUGGGUCGUUCCAAAGUGUUCGUGUCUCGGAAUAGCACAAGCAAACGUAGGAGAGACUCUGUAGAUAACGAGGAGGAGUUCCUUGGGUUUCCAGACGGAUCAGUGGGACUCGAUGCUGCGUCGUUGGAUAAACAAAUGAUUAGCGGGAGAAGUCCGAUUCUUACUCGAUCUCGAAAACGUAGACUUUUGGACUAACAUGUGGAAGCGCGUCGUGCUACCAAAAGGCAUUUUAUGCCCUCGAAUGAAGUUUACAGUAAUAGCAUGUUUUACAUCCACGAUUAGAUAUUGUAACAUCAAU